AUGGAGCUUCCGAUACCCGCGGCCCUGCCGCCGCUCAAGCCCACCUUCCUGAUCGGCACCGGCUACUGCCGCGAGGCCGGCGAGGAGCACGACACCUUCGAGUCGUGGGCAGACUGCUCUGCGGCGUACGCGUGCGUGGCCGAGUGCCAGGAGAGCGCGGCCUGCGUGGCUGUGGCGUGGGCGGCGACCCCCCAGACGCCGCACGACGGGUGCAAGGACGCCGGCAAGCCCCGCUGCGCCACCCGGGAUGACGGGCGCGGCGAGGCGCUCCGGCAGGCUGCGGCAGAGGCGAGCCAGCGGGCGGGCCAGCUGGCCAGCGAGGCGAAGUCGCGCGCCGUCCGCGGGCGGCAGGAGCGGGCUAAUUUGCUGUGA
Molecule: messenger RNA, 372 nt
Organism: Emiliania huxleyi CCMP1516
Lineage: Eukaryota; Haptophyta; Isochrysidales; Noelaerhabdaceae
Exons: 2
Coding region: 1-372 (123 amino acids)
Source: RefSeq, a predicted model, not a curated record